AUGGCCGAUGUCCACACGUUCCAUCUCUCGCAUCUUCCAUCGCAUCCUGUUCAUGUCUGUCUCUUCAAAGGCGUGGAAAACACACCUUUUCUACGGCAGCAGUUGCUUGCCGGUAACAGCGAAUUCGAGUAUGCUUUCGUGGAUGCCACUACGAUCUUAAGCCCGACCCAUCUCCUCUCGGCCGUCUACCGUGCGAUCGUCGACUCUCUGAACUCUCGCCUCCGCAGCCGGAACAUCCACUCCGAGAUAGUCUUCUCCCUCUCCCCAAACAACAACAUCGCCGAGUCGUUCCGCCGCUUCGGCAUCUCAGACUCUACAGCCUCUUUGCUUGCUGUCAAAGUCGGGUCACCUGACAACCCCAACACCACGGCAGAAUCAGUGCGGAAGCAUCUGACGGAGGUCGUGGAAGGGAGCGCGGUGAAGUUUGGAGAGGAAGAGCUGGAGAGGAUUGCAGAUGUGAAGAAGAUUCGGAAGAUCUACAAGCUUGAUGAUGGCGGGGAAAGGACAGGGAAGGGGGAGAGGAAGGGCGGAAAAAAGGCUAACGGGGUAGUGAAUGGAGUUCACGGGCCGGAGAGCGGACUGGAUGAGCUUGACGAGCUUGACGAGCUGAGGGAGAUGGAGGCUGUAAUCCUUGGAAUCAUGGCGUUGAAGGGAUCUUGA
Coniosporium apollinis CBS 100218 is the source of this 660-nucleotide messenger RNA. RefSeq lists its product as uncharacterized. The transcript has 2 exons. Lineage: Eukaryota; Fungi; Ascomycota; Dothideomycetes. Gene Ontology annotation, cellular component: nucleus; cytosol; EKC/KEOPS complex. The record is from RefSeq and is a predicted model, not a curated record. Bases 1 to 660 code for a protein of 219 amino acids. Gene Ontology annotation, biological process: tRNA threonylcarbamoyladenosine modification; telomere maintenance via recombination.